Messenger RNA from Salpingoeca rosetta, 1386 nucleotides. RefSeq lists its product as uncharacterized. Gene Ontology annotation, molecular function: oxidoreductase activity. The coding region runs from base 1 to 1386 and encodes 461 amino acids. Lineage: Eukaryota; Choanoflagellata; Craspedida; Salpingoecidae. The record is from RefSeq and is a predicted model, not a curated record. The transcript is spliced from 9 exons.
AUGGAGGUGAGCCGGAAGAAGGUGAUUGUGCUGUGUGGUGGCAGCAAUGGCAACCAUGCGCUCGUGGCUGAUCUUGGCCGUCGCGAAGACUACACGGUUCGCCUGAUUACUCGACGACCAGAGAAAUGGAAGGGCACGGUGUAUGCUCGGGAACAGAAGUUCCUCACAGACUCCUACCCAAUGUACCCAAGCCCCACAUGGUGGAUCACAUACUCAGGCGCUGCGGAUGAGGUGUAUGGGUGGGAGGAUGCGGCCAAGGCAUUGGAUGGCGCCCACAUGGCCCUGAUGGUCUGCCCCGUGUCCGCGCACGAGGACAUGCUGCGCAUGCUCUUUGCCAGCCUGCCCGACCACCCCAUCAUCAUCGGCACGUCGUACGGCCAGGGCGGCUUCGACUGGCUCGCCCGCAAGCUGCUCAAGGGCAACUCGCGCGCCAGCCUCGUCACCCUCUUUGCUAUGAAGCACUACCCGCUGCUGUGCAAGGCGUGGGACUACGGCAAGAAAAUCAACAUGUUUGGCCGCUACCCGGAUCUACGCUGCGCGGUCUCGCCACACACCACGCGCAACUGCGACGCCGUCAAGUUCUUUCUCGACGACAUCUUCCAGAAGGAUGUCAAGAUUGUCACGGAUUUUAUCGUGCCCACCCUCGGCGCCACAAACCAGAUCCUGCACCCGUCCAUCUGCGCCACGCUGUUCAAGGGCUUUCGCGAGGGCGAAAUGGUCUAUGACAGACACAAGCUGUUCUACAUGGAGAUUGACGACGAGGCUGCCGGUUACAUGUUUGAUCUGUUUAUCACGGAGAUCCCGACCAUCGUGUGGGCGCUGGACGCGGCACUCAAGCGCAACGGCUCCCUGCGCUACCAAGUCACCUACGAAUGGAUCUCAUCGCUCGUUGGGCGGCUGCCAACGUUUGCGCAGCCCAAGGCAGUGCUGUCGCGGGCGCUCGGAUGGGGCCUGCGGUCAAACCAGCGGCUGACGAAGGUCAAGGCGCCCAUGAUCCCGGGCAAGACGAAGGAUGGCAAGCUGGGCAUGGUGCCAAACAUCCGCUCCCGGUUCUGGCUCGACGACAUCCCGCACGGCCUGUGCGUGCUGUUUGGCAUUGCUGAGCUGCUUGGGCUGGAGGUGCCAACCAUCCUCCACCUCAUCCGCAGGAACCAGGAGAUGAUCGAAAAGGAAUACGUCACCGAGCUCCCAGACGCAAAGGGGAGCCUGCUGUGUGGACGGGAUGCACACGAGACCUCUGCUCCACAGGCCUAUGGCAUUUACACGCUUGACGAGUUUGUCGAGUGGAUGCAGUGGGACCGCACCAGCGAGCCCCCAGCGAUUGCACGCCUCUCCCCAUCCACAGUGCCACCACCAGACUCCGUGGAGACCAAGUCCAAGCUUUGA